Molecule: messenger RNA, 1257 nt
Organism: Schistocerca piceifrons (Central American locust)
Lineage: Eukaryota; Metazoa; Arthropoda; Insecta; Orthoptera; Acrididae
Product: structural maintenance of chromosomes protein 4-like
Exons: 9
Coding region: 1-1257 (418 amino acids)
Biological process (GO): mitotic chromosome condensation
Cellular component (GO): chromosome
Molecular function (GO): ATP binding; protein binding
Source: RefSeq, a predicted model, not a curated record
AUGGUAUUUUCAGUUCAGUUAUUACAGGUACCUAUUACACAGCUCCAGAAGAAAGUUGAGGAGCUCAAAGAAGAGGAAGAAAUAAAGGUGGAAAGCUAUAAAAAUGUUCUGAGAGACAAACAGCAGUUGGAGGGAGCUAAAAAUGAAGUAUUGAACUACAUGAAAGCUGAAAAUGAGAUUGCAAAAUUAAGAAAUGAGCUGAUGCAGAAGUACAUAAAAGAUAAUCAAGAGUUAAUUGAUAAAGAAGAACAAGAGAAGUCUGAACUUCAGAGACUGCUAGGAGAGAAACUGUCAGAAGUAGAAAUCAUUCAAAAAGAAAAAAAGGAAUUACUUGAAAACAUUGAUGAAUUAAAUCAAGAGAGAGAUCAGCAGGUAAUGAAAAAAGACAAGUUGAACCAAAAGUCUGGAAGUUAUAAUAAUGAAGGUGCUGGCCUGAAAGCAGAGGCUGAAGCAGCUGCAGAGAAGCAGGCAAGAAUGAAUGAAUUGCUGCAAGAUGAGAAAAAACAGCUAUCAGAUUAUGAAGAGCUGUAUGAGAAAUAUCAAGGGCAGUUGAUGAAAUUUAAGGAUGAAGAAAUUCAGAUUAAUAGUGACUGUAUUCAACUUGAUGCCCAACUGAAGGAAGCUCUGGAACACGUUAAGGAAGAUAUUGCUAACCUAUGUGAGGAAAAGGAUUCUCUCCAGUACAAGCUCACUAAAAUUCAGGAAGUUGUUGAUGGGAAAAAAUCACAGUAUGAAGUAGCAAAAUCUGAGUUAGAAGUAUAUGUUCUUCCUGAAAGUACAGAAAAAGAAAAGUUGAAGCUUUUGAUUCAGAAUCUUGAGAAAAUGACUGAACGUCUCUUAAAAACAAAGGAUGGUAUUGUGAGUGGUAAUGCCCUUUUUAAAGAAGUCCUAGUUCUUACAGUACAAGAGGAAAAACAACAAAUGCUGGAAAGAUUCCCUGUUGUGGAAAAGGAUUUAAUGCUGGCCAAAGAUGAAAAGAAACAACUGGCACAUGAAGAGGAAAUAUGUUCAAAACAACUGAAUGUUAUUCGAAUGAAAUUACAUGAAUCUCAUCAAACAAUGAGAAAAUCAGUUUCAAGUAAUAAAGUUGUCGAAUAUUUGACGAACUGCAAGUUGCAGAAUAAGUUACCAGGUUUCUUUGGAAGAUUGGGAGACCUUGGUGCCAUAGACGAGAUGUACUAUGUGGCAGUUUCAACAGCCUGUGGUUAUUUAAACUACAUGGUAGUUGAUACAGGAAAACAGCACAGGAAAGCCUAG